AUGCAUUGUACGGGAAGGACCACAAGUUCAAGUCAGUGUAGUAUGACUCGAGUGCUUACGGAACAUGAAAGUAAUAUUGUCAACGUCAGUUGUCCCCCAAAUAAUGAAAAAAUUUACACAUGUAAAUUAGAUUUCAGUAAAGAAAUUAGUUGUGCAUUAAUGCCAGAACGUGAAAAAUCAUGUCAAUACUAUAAAGAUUCAGAAGGCAAAGUAUUGCAUCAGUUCUGUUGCUGUUUUGGGACGAAAUGCUUGGAACCCCCAGAUCGUCUUGAAUAUCAGCAGCUUCCGUUUCAAGAGCUUAAAAUAGACAUCAACGCGGCGAUUCAGUUCAUAAUGACGUUUCUCGUUAACGUUCUCACUGCUAAACUAUUCCAGGGCGAUCUGACUGAGCUUCUAACUUCUAUUUAUUAUAUGCAUUCGGGAAUAGUUUCUUCGUUUAAAGUGCAACAUUUUCAACGGAAUUCGUUCAAAAAUAUGCAAGAAAAAAUUACAGCGUGGAAGAUACGACCAGUAGUUGAUGUUAAAAUGAUUAGCUAUUUAAUGUCAUCAAAAAGGGUCACAAAUUUGAAUACAAACUAUUUAGCAAAAAAUAGAAAGUACUUGCAAAAAGAAGCGGUAAAAAAGCACUAUGCUAGAAGUGAAAAGAUAUUACGAGAAGAAUGGUAUAAUACGAUUACACUGAUGAAACUUAGAGAUUCACAUUGGCGAACGCGAGAACGAUUACAAACUGGCAAACAGCUGCGUAGAACUUUGAAAGAAGUAUUUGAAUUAAAACGUAGUUAAGU
Molecule: messenger RNA, 785 nt
Organism: Thelazia callipaeda (thelaziosis nematode)
Lineage: Eukaryota; Metazoa; Nematoda; Chromadorea; Rhabditida; Thelaziidae
Source: the annotation of a GenBank genome assembly